This is a messenger RNA of Linepithema humile (Argentine ant), 669 nucleotides long. RefSeq names its product pheromone-binding protein Gp-9. Lineage: Eukaryota; Metazoa; Arthropoda; Insecta; Hymenoptera; Formicidae. Gene Ontology annotation, biological process: social behavior. The record is from RefSeq and is a predicted model, not a curated record. Gene Ontology annotation, molecular function: odorant binding.
CUUGCCAAUAAUCGCCAUAUUUAGCGUUUGCACCAGAUAUAUAAGUAGAAGCUCAUUGGCGUGUUCUCCAUUAGUUUACGACACUUCGUCAAAAGUGUGUCUCUUGUGAAACAAAUUAUUGAAAUAAAAAUGAUAAAAUCCUUCGCACUACUCGUCUGUCUAAUGGCAACCGCCGUGGUGGCCAAUGCAAGUACUAUCGCCGACGCAGCUUUACACGGCGGAUCGCUAUCCACCGAGGAUUUACAACAAUGUUACGAGAACGCAAAUCUGGCGGAAACUGAUUUGAUUACAAACGUGGAAAUAAAAAAUGGUUCCUAUAAGAAUCCCGAAAAUGAAGAAAAAACGAGGAAAAAUGGUUGUUUCACAUUGUGCAUUUUGCAAAAGCGAGGCAUAAUUACGGAGUCAGAGAUUCAGAAAGACAAGCUGUACGGCAAAUCGGCACAUGCUCAUUUAAAUCCUGGUACUCAGGCCGCAAUCUACGCAACCGUGCAUCGUUGUGUCGAACAAGUUAAAACAAAACCGGACAUGUGCGACAAGUCUCUCGAUCUCUUGAUAUGCCUCUGGAAAGAUUUUAUGUAAUUUCGCAAGGAUAAUGACCAGAUCUAUGAAUUAAUUUGUUUAUUUUGAAGUAAUGACAAGAAAAAUAUAAUAAAUUAAUAUCACAAUUAU